GUGAAUUGUAGGGCUUAAGGCGCGGGGAAUGGCGUCGGCUGCGAAUCAUCUCGUGUGGUGUGCCGCAUUUCAGCUCGGCGCAGUCCGGCGAGCAUCUUGCCUCACCACUUGCAGGUUUCUCGGCGUCUCUGAGACUUUGGUGCGGCAGCGAGUGCCUGGCGCUCGUCAUCGGGCCUUUGCAUCGUCUGUAGCGGCAGAAUCCGAGACGGAAAUAUCGCCGCCAUCGCCAUCACCGCACAAAAUUCCUCUCCCAACCAAUGAGUCAUGCGAGGAGUUGCUCCGGAUGCGCCAUACGUGUGCUCACGUGAUGGCUAUGGCGGUCCAGACACUCUAUCCAGACGCUAAAGUUACAAUUGGGCCGUGGAUUGAGAAAGGAUUCUACUACGACUUCGACCUCAAAGAACCACUGUCGGACAAGGAUUUGAAGAAGAUAAAGAAGGAAAUGGAUCGCAUCAUUGGCCGGAAUUUACCUCUGAGACGAGAAGAAGUAUCGAGAGAAGAAGCCAAGGAUCGAAUUAUGUCUAUCAACGAAAAGUACAAGCUGGAAAUACUAGAGGAUAUCAAAACAGAACCCAUUACAAUAUACCACAUUGGCAAUGACUGGUGGGAUCUUUGUGCUGGUCCACACGUUGAAAGGACCGGCCAGCUUAACAGGAAAGCCAUUGAGCUUGAGUCCGUCGCUGGAGCUUACUGGAGAGGUGAUGUCAAGAGACAGAUGCUUCAGCGGAUUUAUGGAACUGCUUGGCAGACGGAAGAGCAGCUCAAAGCGUAUCAAACGCAAAAGGAGGAAGCGAAGAGACGUGAUCACCGUCGACUUGGCCAAGACCUUGAGAUUUUCUCAAUCCAGGAGGACGCCGGGGGCGGUCUCGUCUUCUGGCAUCCUAAAGGAGCUUUGAUUCGCCAUUUGAUCGAAGACUACUGGAAGAAAGUCCACUUGAGACGAGGAUACGAGCUACUCUACACACCUCACAUUGCAAAGGCCGAGUUGUGGAAGAGAAGCGGGCAUUUGGAUUUUUACAAGGAGAAUAUGUUCGAGCAGAUAAAGAUCGAAGAGGAGUUUUAUCAGCUGCGGCCGAUGAACUGUCCGUUCCACAUCCAAAUCUACAAGGACAGAGUGAGGUCGUAUAGGGAGCUUCCCAUAAAGUUUGCGGAGCUAGGUACGGUGUAUCGCUACGAGCUGAGCGGUGCUCUUCACGGACUAUUCCGAGUCCGGGGCUUUACACAGGAUGAUGCACAUAUAUUUUGCCUUCCAGAACAGAUUAGAGGUGAAAUCAAGAGCGUUUUGGACCUGACAGAGGAGAUCCUUUCUCAGUUUGGCUUUCAAAACUAUGAGAUCAACCUGUCAACAAAACCGGAAAAGGCUGUCGGUAGUGAUGAUAUCUGGCACAAAGCAACGGAAGCUUUGAAAGACGCUAUAAGUGACAAAGGUUGGACGUAUGGAAUUGACGAAGGCGGUGGUGCUUUCUACGGUCCAAAAAUUGAUCUCAAGAUUGAGGAUGCUAUUGGCCGCAAGUGGCAAUGUUCGACAAUCCAGGUGGAUUUCAACCUUCCCGAGCGUUUCGAUCUUACAUACGUGGAUCCCAGUCAGGCCAGAAAGCAGCCCAUCAUGAUCCAUAGGGCGAUAUUUGGAUCCAUUGAGAGGUUUGUCGGCAUUCUUAUAGAGAGUUACGCUGGUGACUUCCCAUUAUGGAUCGCUCCUGUUCAAGCUCGCCUUCUCCCAGUCACGGACACUGAGCUGCCUUACUGUAAGCAGGUCCUGGCAAGGCUUAGAGAAAAGGACAUUCGAGCAGAGAUUGCGUGCGGUGAGCGGCUCUCCAAGCUGAUUCGUAAUGCCGAGGUUCAGAAGAUUCCGCUCAUGGCUGUGGUUGGUCCCAAGGAAGUCGAAGCUCAGACUUUGACUGUUCGCACCAGACACGGGGGAGAACUCGGCACCCUCAGCGUAGACGAGGUGAUUGACAGAAUCGAAACGGCCGUGGCAACCAGAGGAAUUCUCUAAAUCAAGAGCAAAGUUAUAAGUUACUGGACAGCGUCACAGGUACUGGACAGCAGGGAUGGAAAGUUAUCGUCACAGGCAACUUCGAGCUUUGACGCUGGUAUGUUUACUCGUGCUGUGCGUCCUGCUCUAUGCCAGAUCUGGAGGACAGGGUAUUGAUAGUGGUAGUGAGCAGCUGGGACCAAUUGGAAAGUCCAUGGUAGACAUGCUAGGUGGACAGGAUUUGGAUCUGGCAUUCACGAGCUUCGUCCCGAGCGAGGCCAUUCUGGACAAGCUCGUAAAGCCCUCAGGAGAGGACAGUAACAGGGACGGGAAUAGGCAGGCGCUGCUCUCUCGCUUGCUGGCUUCCAGCUCGGUUCCCAGCCGAAUUAGUUCCACGAGUUUGAGGCCGGGCGAGCAGCUCCAAGUCGAGACCAUAUCCGGUUACAAGCUGAGCUUGGGGGUGGACGUGAAUAGGGGCCUGGUGGUGAAUGGGAUGCGUUGCGUGGCCAGGGACCUGAGGAUUGGAGAAAUGCUCGUGGUUUACAUUGUCAAAGGUGUGAUUAUGGACCCGGAAUUGAGGAGAUCUGUCCUUGAUCUCGAUCCAGACAGCACAUAAUGCAACAUGAUGCAGUAAGUGGGAUUGAACCUGGCUUCUCAAGUCAAUGAAACCAGCUUUCAAGUGCUUUUAAAAACUUCUCUCCACCAGAGAAAGGAUGGUGCUAGCUCUCGAGUGGUAAGAUAUUGUUUUCUGCAGCGCACACACACACACACACACACUCAGGUAUGAGAUCUCGCUCGGCUUGGCAACUUGUUUUGUAGCUCCGAAACCAAGCAGGACGAUCUAGCGAAUCCUUGAGAAUAGUGGUACAGGGCAUUUGCCUUUGAUGAAUUGCUUAAUCUCGGGGUCCAGAUCCCGAGCGUGUUGUUCCAGGAGAGAUAUGUGUGUCGCGCAUCCAGAGAACAUCUACACUUAAAACAACACUUUGUCUCGCGAGUCGCGACUGCGAUGGCGCACAGUGGGGGUGGGGGAGUCACAAGAAAAAUGGAUGCAAGCCAGGAAAAAUGCUUGUUUACUCGCUUCUAUAAUGCUUUGGAAGUCGAGAGUCAGGGCUCUCAGGUCCUUCGCGCUCCA
Molecule: messenger RNA, 3107 nt
Organism: Selaginella moellendorffii
Lineage: Eukaryota; Viridiplantae; Streptophyta; Lycopodiopsida; Selaginellales; Selaginellaceae
Product: threonine--tRNA ligase, chloroplastic/mitochondrial 2
Exons: 10
Coding region: 29-1996 (655 amino acids)
Biological process (GO): threonyl-tRNA aminoacylation
Cellular component (GO): chloroplast stroma; mitochondrion; cytoplasm
Molecular function (GO): threonine-tRNA ligase activity; ATP binding
Source: RefSeq, a predicted model, not a curated record